Menidia menidia (Atlantic silverside) is the source of this 1119-nucleotide messenger RNA. The record is from the annotation of a GenBank genome assembly. NCBI's taxonomy places the organism in Eukaryota, Metazoa, Chordata, Actinopteri, Atheriniformes, Atherinopsidae.
AUGAUCACCCUUCUCUUCCUGGUCCAGCUCCUCAGCGGCAUCCCCCUGUCCGCCGCCCUGCUCUACGGCGCCGUGCGCCUGCUCGCCCACCUCCUGCGCGGCCGGCCUCUGGGCUCCGGCGCCGGCCGCGGCGUGCUGGUCACCGGCUGCGACAGCGGCUUCGGCCAGCAGCUGGCCCGCCGCCUGGACGCCGGCGGGUUCGUGGUGUUCGCCGGGUGCCUGUGCCCGGAGGGCGCCGGGGCCCGGAGCCUGGCCCGCCACGCCUCCGCCAACCUGCGCGUCCUCAAGCUGGACGUGACGAGCGAGGCCGACGUGGAGCAGGCCAAGAGGACGGUCCAGAGGAACCUCCCGCACAGAGGUCUGUGGGCCGUGGUCAACAACGCCGGGGUCACAGACUGGGCUGAGAUCGAGUGGAGCUCCGCGGAGGACUUCCGGGCCAUAGCGGAGGUCAACCUGUUCGGGAGCAUCCGGGUCUCCAUGGCCUUCCUGCCCCUGGUUCGGGCCUCCAAAGGUGAGCUCGGUCCGCGUAGGGGGCCGGGCUCCGCCGCCAGCCCGGCACCGGCUGACCAACUGCCCGCUUCUCCUGUUGCAGGUCGGAUGGUUUACGUGUCCAGCAUCUUUGCCUUCUUCCACUGCCUGAACAUGGGGGCGUACAGCGUGUCCAAGAGGGGGCUGGAGGCGUUCGCGGACUGCCUGAGGGUGGAAAUGGCCAGUUUUGGCGUGAAGGUCAGCAUCAUCCAGCCGGGCAAUUUUGCCGGCGCCACCAACAUCGUGCGGCCGAAGACCGCCCUGGACAUCUGGACGAAGCUGGACGCCGAGCGCAGGCGGAUCUUCAACAGGGAGUACUUGGAGGUGGCCGCCGGGUACUUCUCGUCCACGUGCCGGCAGGGCUUCCAGCACGCCGAGCCGGUGGUGGCGGCCAUGCUGCACGCCAUCACGUCCGGCCGGCCCAAGCGCAGAUACCUGCUGGUGUCCGCGCUGGACGCCUUCUUCUUCAGGCUCUUCCCUUUCCUGCCCGCCGCCCUGGCCGACGCCGUGUUCUCCCUCAGCUCCAUGUACGCCAAAAGAGGGGAGAUGCUUUAUGCCAAGUCGGCCGCAGAUGAAGCCGACUGCUCUUAA